AUGCUAUUGGUACGUGAUGAUGAAUGCGAGUUUAUUUUUUCAUUAGCACGUCGAGAUCCUUCAAAGAGGCAAAUUAAGCCGGUGAGCUCAUCCCAAUUUACACUAUUCGAUGAGCUUGAUAGCGAUAGUGAUAGCGAGUUUGUUUGUGACGAGAAAGAUGAUGAAGGUAAUUGCAGUUCGCAAAAUGCUGAUGUGUCGUUAGAACAAAAGCCUUUGAUCGAACUCCAACAUGAAACGGACGCCAGUGCAGCUGUUAAGCCCAGAGGGAAACCUGAGUUGCCCCCAAAGAAUGAUUUCCUCAUAUGUAUGGUUUGUUUGGGGGAUAACGAUGAUCCAAAUGAUGAACUAAUAGAAUGUGAUGGUUGUGGAGUGGUCGUUCACGAAGACUCCAUAUUCAUGUCUAGCGGCGCUAGUUCAUCCAGCACUGAUGCAUGGUUUUGUGAAGCAUGCUUGGCUGGAGUUCGCAACCCGUACUGUGAACUUUGUCCAAACACAAGUGGUGCGUUUAAAAGGACCGAUAACAACCGUUGGGUGCACCUCAUAUGUGCUUUGUACACCCCAGGUGUUCUUGAUGGAUGUGGGUGUUCUUUUACACAAUUACCGCUGAAGGCAUGGUCCUCUCAUGAGUGCUCUUUUUGUGAAGAGAGGUUUUUCGCAUGGACUGGCGUCUGCAUCUCCUGUGACGCUGGCCUUUGUAGAACGUUUUUCCACGUGACAUGUGCUCAAAAGCAUGGGCUUCUAUCGGAGCCAACUGUGGACGAGGUAAGUGUUGUGUGCAUUCCACACACGUCUGAGUUCAGACUGUGUGCCGAACAGAACGGUAAAAUAAUCUAUGAGAAAAAGCGUUCCAUAACUUGUAGCAACUAG
Molecule: messenger RNA, 867 nt
Organism: Echinostoma caproni
Lineage: Eukaryota; Metazoa; Platyhelminthes; Trematoda; Plagiorchiida; Echinostomatidae
Source: the annotation of a GenBank genome assembly